GCUCUCAGACUUCUCAUCUCCAUACAGUCAGAGUGAACUGCGGGGGCAGACGGAGCCUGAAAGAGCUUCAGUCCUCGAGAGCGGACUUAUCCUCAAACACGGAUUUCUCAUCGACCCACGAAUCCCCGCGUUUUGUUUCAUAUCGUCGCUCGACUCUCGCGGUUCCUCCCGAAACUCGACGAACCGGACGGAACUUUUUCUCGCCUGUCUCUUGCGCGCGCGCGUGUGUGUUUUGAGUGAGUGUGAGUGAGUGUGUGUGUGUGUGUGUGUGUGUGUGUGUGGAGAGUUUAGAAGCUCGUCCUUCUUCAGAUAUGGACAGUCCGCGACUGACUCUACUGUGGGAGUAAAGAAAGGAGAGAGGGGAGAAAACAAGGGAGGAAACGAGGGAGGAAACGAGGGAGAGAGGAGCCCAAAGUCUGCGCGCGCGCGCGUGUCUGUGUGUGACUUUUAAACUGGAUGUUUGAUGAAGCGCUUCGACGCGUCGGAGAAUUCUGGGACGCCGUGGAUUUUCCAGACUCACGGACACCGCAGCGACUCUCGUGAUCCCCCGUCGACGACGCGAAGUCUUCACGCUCGUAAAGUUGCAGGAAAAACAUGGAGACAGUAAGUCGGCAGAGCUUCCAGCCUCAUCCGGGACUGCAACAAACUCUCAAGCAGUUUCACCUCAGCUCUAUGAGCUCUCUGGGCGGACCGGCGGCGUUCUCUGCCCGGUGGCAACAUGAGCUCCUCUUCAAGAAGGACGGGAAAGAGCCCGAGCCGGUUCUGCAGCAUCUGCCGCCGCCGGCGAUGCCCGGUCCGCUCUUCAUCCCGUCGGACCGCUCCACGGAGAGGUGCGAGACGGUGCUGGAGAGCGAGACCAUCUCGUGCUUCGUGGUCGGCGGCGAGAAGCGGCUGUGUCUGCCGCAGAUCCUCAACACGGUGCUGCGGGACUUCAGCCUGCAGCAGAUCAACUCCGUGUGCGACGAGCUGCACAUCUACUGCUCCCGGUGCACGGCGGACCAGCUGGAGAUCCUCAAAGUCAUGGGGAUCCUGCCCUUCUCCGCGCCGUCCUGCGGCCUCAUCACCAAGACGGACGCGGAGCGGCUCUGCAACGCCCUGAUCUACGGAGGCGCGUACCCGCCGCGCUGCAAGAAGGAGCUGAGCGGCGGCUCGCUGGAGCUGGAGCUCACCGAGAGGAGCUUCAAGGUUUACCACGAGUGCUUCGGCAAGUGCAAGGGCUUGUUCGUGCCGGAGCUCUACACGAGCCCCAGCGCGGCGUGCAUCCAGUGCAUGGACUGCAGACUCAUGUACGCGACGCACAAGUUCGUGGUGCACAGCCACAAGGCGCAGGAGAACAGGACUUGCCACUGGGGCUUCGACUCGGCAAACUGGAGGGCGUACAUCCUCCUGAGCCCGGAUUACACGGGGAAAGAGGAGAAGGCGCGCCUGGAGCAGGUCCUGGACGAGAUCAAGGAGAAAUUUGACUUCGCCAACAAGUACAAGAGGAAAGCAUCAUCCAGGCCGUCAGACCCCGCCCCCAUGAAAAAGUCCAAACACGAAGACUUCCCGUUGCAAUCCUCGCUGGCCGACAAAGAGAAGCAGCACGACUGGCUGCAGUCCCUGUCUGCCUCCGCCAAGGGUGUGAACUGCAUUCAGCCCAGACAGAGGCCUUCAGCCUUCAGGCCCUGGUCUCCCCACAUCUCUGCGGGCGAGAAGGAGCCCUCCACUCACCCUCUGGCCCUGCUGAGAGACAGCUUUUACAACUACAAGAGUCUGGAAAACGGCGUGGCCCCCAAUGUGGCCCUCACGCCGCUGCCUCUGGGGAAGAUGGGUCCCAUGUCCCCAUCAGCACCCAGCACCUCCCACCCCAAUGGAGGCGAAGCGCCGGGGGAAGGCGCCAACUCGAGGCCCCGCAAGAGAAGAGCCACGGGGGAGCACCAUCCACAGGCAACAGAGGCCACGUGUCCUCCGCCUUUCACUGCCAGCAAGCCGCCGCCUCCGCCUCCACCGCCUCCACCGCCGCCGCCGCCGCCUCAGGAGGACAAAGACUCUGAGGUGGAGAUCGAAGUGGAGAGUCGUGACGAGUUUACUUCAUCCAUGUCCUCGCUGUCGUCACCGUCUUUCACCUCGUCCAGCAGCUCAGCCAAGGACUUGAGCUCGCCGUGCGCCCAGGGGCCAAUCUGCACUGCCACGCCGACCGAGACCACGCCUCCCAUCGCCACCGCCGCCGCACCCACCGCCGCGCCGCUCACCGCCGCGGUGACUCCCCCAGAGCUGGGGCUGGAGACGGAGCUGGAGAGCCUGAGACAGGCGCUGGACAGCGGCCUGGACUCCAAAGAGUCCAAGGAGAAGUUCCUGCACGAGAUUGUGAAGAUGAGGGUGAAACAGGAGGAGAAGCUGGGCUCGGCUCUGCAGGCCAAACGCAGUCUCCAGCAGGAGCUGGAGUUUUUGCGAGUGGCCAAGAAGGAGAAGCUGCGAGAGGCGACCGAGGCGAAGCGGAACCUGAGGAAGGAAAUCGAGCGCCUCCGCGCCGAGAGCGAGAAGAAGAUGAAGGAAGCCAACGAGUCGCGGAUCCGCCUGAAGCGGGAGCUGGAGCAGGCUCGGCAGCUGAGGGUCUGCGACAAAGGCUGCGAGGCCGGACGGCUCCGCGCCAAAUACUCGGCACAGAUCGAGGACCUCCAGAUGAAGCUGCAGCACGCCGAGGCCGACCGCGAGCAGCUCCGAGCGGACCUGAUGCAGGAGCGGGAGGCCCGGGAGCACCUGGAGCGGGUGGUGAAGGAGCUACAGCAGCAGCUCUGGCCCAAAUCCAACAGUGACAAAGACGGUACAACCAAGGACACGGCGGCGGACAAGUAACCCGCGGCAACCCACGCUCACCCUCCCACGACAUGUCACCUCCCCCCCGUCCGUCCGUCACCCUCUUCUCAAACUUCACCUGCACAAAUCAGACCAUAACCUCACCCAGGUGUUCUGGGCCGGGACACAGAGACUCUUCCUCAGAGAGAAGAAAUGGAGGAGCCUCCUCCUCCUCCUCCUCCUCCUCCUCCUCCUCCUCCUCCUCCACGAACAGUCACAAACUGGAAACAACAAAAGUCUAAAUUCUGCAAACAUGGAAGCAUGUGUUUCAAAAUCAAUCACUGACUCGCACCUUCCACACUGACAGAAACUCACACACACACACACACACACACACACACACACACACAGAGCACAACACUGUGCCUGUCGAUCGUCUGACAAACUAAACAACAAAAGACUUUUGGAGACGUUGAUGCAGAAAGACGAUCAUUUUCUAUCACGAGUGAGGCUUGUUUGUGGUGUGCGGCCAGCAGGGCGGCGCUCACGCAGUCGGAGGAGGAUUUUGAAGACAAUUAUAAGCUAUUUAAGAGACUACAUAGCGAUGUGUAAAGACAAAAA
Molecule: messenger RNA, 3396 nt
Organism: Solea senegalensis (Senegalese sole)
Lineage: Eukaryota; Metazoa; Chordata; Actinopteri; Pleuronectiformes; Soleidae
Gene: skia
Product: v-ski avian sarcoma viral oncogene homolog a
Exons: 7
Coding region: 595-2835 (746 amino acids)
Biological process (GO): negative regulation of BMP signaling pathway
Cellular component (GO): nucleus
Molecular function (GO): SMAD binding; DNA-binding transcription factor activity, RNA polymerase II-specific; RNA polymerase II cis-regulatory region sequence-specific DNA binding
Source: RefSeq, a predicted model, not a curated record